AUGAGAGUGUGUCUGGGAUCAGCUGGAGCAUUCAUUGUUUUCCCGUUGAUUCUCUACAUACUGCUGCAUGAUUGCCACGCCGUGGUGUUACGCAAUCCGGCCUUCAACAUCUGGGGCGAUAUAUUCGGGAAUAAGGCAGAGGAACCUCUGCGCAGUCCGGUUAUUUUAGUGCCGGGAGUCGGUGGAAGUCGGCUGCAGGCCAAACUCAACAAACCCAACACGGUCAGCUUGUUUUGCGCCAAACAGACCAAGGAUUACAUUGAUUUAUGGCUGAAUGUGGACUUGCUGCUGCCUUAUGCACUGGAAUGCUGGGUGGACAACAUGAAGCUGCACUACAACAACGUGAGCCGGCGUUCCGAAAAUGCACCGGGAGUGGACGUCCGCGUGUACGGUUUCGGCAGCAGCUUGGCGGUCGAGUAUGUCAGCAAGGACCUAUACCCCUAUGCGAGGUACUUUAAAGACGUAGCGGACAUGCUGGUUAGUCAAGGCUACGAAAGGGAUAUAUCGAUACGCGCCGCGCCAUAUGAUUUCCGUUUAGCACCCGAUGAGCAAACAGAGUACUACAAAGCCUUAAAGAAACUCGUUGAAGAGACACAUACCCGUAAUCAGAACACCCCCGUGACCUUUAUCGCCCACUCCCUGGGCAACCUGCAUACGUUAUAUUUUCUGCAACAACAAACACCAGAAUGGACGGCCAAGCAUGUCAAAGGCUUCGUUAGUAUCGCCGCCCCCUGGGCGGGUGCGAUCCGCUCCAUAAAAGCGGUCACUUCCGGUGACAAUCUGAACGAAGACAUCGUCGAUUCGUUGAUGGUGCGGGCCGAAGAGCGGACGAAUCCCAGCGCCACCUUUCUGUUUCCCAAUCGCGAAUUUUGGCCGGAUUCGUACGUGGUGCUGCAGCGGCCGGGGAAGCAGUACACCGUUGGACGUAUUGACCAACUAAUUGACGAUAUCAACGACCGCAGCGUGUGGGACAUGUACGGCCGCACCAAGGGCCUGCUGAAACUGCAACCGCCUAGCAUACCGAUGUUUUGUUUGUACGGCACCGGCGUCCCCACCCCGGCCAGCCUGUACUACGAGCGGGACGACCAGUUCCCCGAUCUGACACCCAAAGAGGUCCUGGGCCAGGGCGACGGGUCCGUGAACGACAUCAGUCUGGAGGUGUGCGGUCAGUGGGCGAAGAAGCAUCCGGAGCGGGUGCGGGUGACGCGCUUUCCCGGCGUCGGACAUAAGGAGAUCCUGGCGGACCAGGCGGCGCUGGCACAUAUCCUGGAUGUUCUUAAUCAAUGA
This is a messenger RNA of Paramacrobiotus metropolitanus, 1287 nucleotides long. Its product is annotated as phospholipase A2 group XV-like. Gene Ontology annotation, biological process: lipid metabolic process. Lineage: Eukaryota; Metazoa; Tardigrada; Eutardigrada; Parachela; Macrobiotidae. The transcript is spliced from 7 exons. The record is from RefSeq and is a predicted model, not a curated record. Bases 1 to 1287 code for a protein of 428 amino acids.